This is a messenger RNA of Drosophila santomea, 286 nucleotides long. RefSeq lists its product as uncharacterized. NCBI's taxonomy places the organism in Eukaryota, Metazoa, Arthropoda, Insecta, Diptera, Drosophilidae. The record is from RefSeq and is a predicted model, not a curated record. Bases 101 to 247 code for a protein of 48 amino acids. The transcript has 2 exons.
GUUCGAAAACCAACAGACUAAAGUUCGAAGGCCUGGCAGUCGAUACCUAAUCAGUGAUUUUCAAAAAUAUUUUCCCCAAAGUGCAUAAACAAAUGUGUCAAUGAAGACACCGGACACCAAAGCCAAGUUGCUGAAUAAUAUAAGUCUAUCCAAACAUCUGUCUUCCAAGAAAGGCGGCUCUCGCACUAGUAACUGCGGCAAUUGUCUGGAAUUCUCCGUGCUGACGCGUCUCUCCAGCGUGCCCUGAAUCCCCCAGUCGUCCAAGCUCACCCAAGCUCCUGUUGAA